Eremothecium gossypii ATCC 10895 is the source of this 339-nucleotide messenger RNA. RefSeq lists its product as uncharacterized. The record is from RefSeq and is marked provisional. The coding region runs from base 1 to 339 and encodes 112 amino acids. The transcript has a single exon. Lineage: Eukaryota; Fungi; Ascomycota; Saccharomycetes; Saccharomycetales; Saccharomycetaceae.
AUGGCUACCGAUAACUUCUAUCGCAUGAUGAUCCUCCUAGAGGAGCCACACAAGCAACACAGUACCGACGGACGCAAGAUUGAAAACGCGAGCCAUGACUUUGUCGAUGAGCUGCUGCUACCUAUACAAGUUGACGACCUUGAAGUCCUGAACACCUGGUUUGACAAGUUCGACGAAGAAAUCUGCAUCCCCAACGAAGGGCAUAUCAAGUACGAGAUUAGCAGUGAUGGUCUCAUCGUUCUCAUCCUCGACAAGGAAAUAAGUGAGGUUAUCGGCUUGGUCCGCGACUUCGUUGCUGCCAACCAGCUCGACGAAGACAGCUCCAGCGAUGCCAAAUGA